AAUUUUCAGCUGAAUGUUCGAAGUUCAUUAAUCAUUCAAGCUUUCAUUUAUUUUGUGCGAUGUUUCCUCAUCCAUUCACUUAUUUAUUUGAAUUUUCAACAAAAUAUACAAGUGCUGUUGUACUUGAUAAGAGAAGAAAAGGAAAAUUACCAUUAGUAUCGAUUUUUCAUUGUUCAAAAUGAACUAUAAUGGAGUGACUAAAGGAAAUGGUACACGAUGCAAUGGACAAAAAUUUUCGCGCUUAUUUUGACAAAUUUUUGUUUUAAAACCGGCAGGGAUGAUGACAUUAUUGUUGGAUCAAAAUGCGCAAAAUUCGUUCUUUCAUUUUUUACACUAUUAUUAUUGUUGGAGCACUGGUUAUUCCCAAGUUUAUUUUCAAUAUCGCAACUCACAAUACGAGAUACGAUAAAUUGCAAUACCGUCGUCAAGUUUUAAAUUUACGAGUUCGAAAUGUGGCACGUCGUUUAGCGAAUGAUUUGCAACAAGUACGAAAUGUUUUAAAUCAAGGAGAUCAUUUAGAAACGGUCAUUUUGGUAAUUGCUUGUAAUCGUUUUGAAGCGUUGAAAGAACAUUUGGAAGCACUAAAAAAUUUACAAGGACCCACGGUUCCGAUUGUUGUUAGCCUUGAUUGUAAUGAUGAUGCAGUGCGUGAUCUUAUUCUCAGUUCUGGUCCAAAUAUUACUCUAAUCGAAAAUCCCAAUCAAUCUUCAUUCAAUUUAACCAAACGGGAAAAAAAGUAUGAAGGUUAUUAUCGAAUUGCGCGACAUUAUUAUUUCGCCCUGGAUUAUGUCUUCACCAUUCUAGGAUAUCAAAGUGCUAUUAUUACCGAAGAUGAUUUGCUACUGGCUCCGGAUUUUCUGGAAUACAUGCUGGCAAAUAGAAAGUUAUUGUUCGAAGAUCCGACAAUUUGGUGUAUAUCAGCGUGGAACGACAACGGAAAGAAAGAACUCAUUGUAGAGGAUAACUCUUUGUUGCAUCGAACCGAUUUCUUUCCAGGUCUUGGUUGGAUGCUUACAUCGCAACUGUGGGAGGAACUGAAAGUAAAAUGGCCCAAAACAUUUUGGGAUGAUUGGAUGCGUGACCCAGCUCAACGUCAAGGACGAGCAUGUAUUAGGCCGGAAAUAUCACGUACGGGGAUCAGUUUGAGAGGCAAGAAGGGUGUCAGCAAAGGCCUCUAUUACGAGAAACACUUAAAACAUAUCGUGGUUAACACGGAUUUCUAUUAUUUCUCGCAAUCUGAUUUGUCUUAUUUAAAAAAAGACUACUAUGAUCCUGCCUUCCGCAAAAUUGUUCUUGGAGCGGUUCCUGCUACUUUGGAUGAAAUUCUGAAAGGAAGGUUUUCAAAUGGUACUGUUUUGCCAGAAAAAGUGCGCUUGUUUUAUGUGGCUUCAGUUGAUUUUAAGGCUUUUGCCAGAAGAUUCAGUGUAAUGGAUGAUUUUCGGUCAGGUGUAUGUCGUACUUGCUAUAAUGGAGUGGUCUCAUUUCGGUAUGGCCAGCAUCGCGUUUUUUUGUCUCCAAAGGAAAUUCAGAACAUCUGAAGGGCUUUUUUAUGAUUAUUUGUCGGGUUUAAUUGAAAUGUUUGUUUUAAUUUUCAAGUGCUGCCGUACUUGAAAUACUGAUUGUUUCAGUUUAACUUUUGAAUAUAAUUUAGCUAAAAUGUUGUGCUUAGAUAUGAGUACUACUUAUCCCGUGUAUUUUAGAAUACUUGUUCAAUUUAGAAUUUUCUUGCCGGUGUUGUGUCGUGUCUGUGAUUGUUUACUAUGUAACAAAAAAGUUAACCUAAUACUUAGCUGAUUGUCCAGUUGUAUUUGCUCCUUCGCAGUUG
Molecule: messenger RNA, 1825 nt
Organism: Loa loa (African eye worm)
Lineage: Eukaryota; Metazoa; Nematoda; Chromadorea; Rhabditida; Onchocercidae
Exons: 10
Coding region: 303-1538 (411 amino acids)
Biological process (GO): protein N-linked glycosylation
Cellular component (GO): Golgi apparatus
Molecular function (GO): alpha-1,3-mannosylglycoprotein 2-beta-N-acetylglucosaminyltransferase activity
Source: RefSeq, a predicted model, not a curated record